AUGAUUAAGAUUUAUGAUGAUGAUGAUUUCGAUGAUGAUGAUGAUGUGGAUGAAGAUGAAGAUUUGGAUGAUAAUGAUUAUUUGGAUGAUGAUGAGGCUGAUGAUUCGGAUAAUGAUGAUGUUGAUGAUGAUUUGGAUCAUGCUGAUGAUGAUGAUGAUAACGUAGAUGAUCAUGAUGAUUUGAAUGAUUAUGAUGAUUUGGAUGAUUAUGAUUUGUAUGAUGAUGAUGUUGAUGAUAAUUUUGAUUAUGAUGAAUAUUUGGAUGAUAAUGAUGAUUUCGAUGAUGAUGAUGAUUUGGAUGAUGAUGAUGAUGAUAAUGUGGAUGAUGAUGAUGAUGAUGAUUUGGAUGAUGAUGAUGAUGUUGAUUUGGAUGAUGAUGAUUAUGAAGAAGAUGAUGUUGAUGUUGAUGAUGAUAUCGAUUUAGAUGAUGAUGAUGAUUUCGAUGAUGAUGAUGAUGAAGAUGAUGAUGAUGAUUUGGAUGAAGAUGAUGAUGAUGAUUUGGAUGAUGAUGAUUUGAAUGAUUAUGAUGAUUUGGAUGAUUAUGAUUUGCAUGAUGAUGAUGUUGAUGAUAAUUUUUAUGAUGAUGAAUAUUUGGAUGAUAAUGAUGAUUUCGAUGAUGAUGAUGAUUUGGAUGAUGAUGAUGAUGAUAAUGUGGAUGAUGAUGAUGAUGAUGUUGAUUUGGAUGAUGAUGAUUAUGACGAAGAUGAUGUUGAUGUUGAUGAUGAUAUUGAUUUAGAUGAUGAUGAUGAUUUCGAUGAUGAUGAUGAUGUGGAUGAUGAUGAAGAUUUGGAUGAUAAUGAUUAUUUGGAUGAUGAUGAUGCUGAUGAUUCGGAUAAUGAUGAUGUUGAUGAUGAUUUGGAUCAUGCUGAUGAUGAUGAUGAUAACGUAGAUGAUCAUGAUGAUUUGAAUGAUUAUGAUGAUUUGGAUGAUUAUGAUUUGUAUGAUGAUGAUGUUGAUGAUAAUUUUGAUUAUGAUGAAUAUUUGGAGGAUAAUGAUGAUUUCGAUGAUGAUGAUGAUUUGGAUGAUGAUGAUGAUGAUAAUGUGGAUGAUGAUGAUGAUGAUGAUUUGGAUGAUGAUGAUGAUGUUGAUUUGGAUGAUGAUGAUUAUGAAGAAGAUGAUGUUGAUGUUGAUGAUGAUAUCGAUUUAGAUGAUGAUGAUGAUUUCGAUGAUGAUGAUGAUGUGGACGAUGAUGAAGAUUUGGAUGAUAAUGAUUAUUUGGAUGAUGAUGAUGCUGAUGAUUCGGAUAAUGUUGAUGUUGAUGAUGAUUUGGAUCAAGCUCAUGAUGAUGAUGAUAACGUAGAUGAUCAUGAUGAUUUGAAUGAUUAUGAUAAUUUGGAUGAUUAUGAUUUGUAUGAUGAUGAUAAUGAUUCGUAUGAUGAUGAUGAUGAUGAUUUGGAUGAUUAUGAUGAUGAUUUGGAUGAUGAUGAUGAUUUGAAUGCUGAUUAUGAUUUGUAUGAUGAUGAUGAUGAUGAUUGGGAUGAUUAUGAUGAUUUUUAUGAUUAUGAUUUGUAUGAUGAUGAUGUUGAUGAUAAUUUGUAUGUUGUUGAUGUCAAUUUGGAUGAUGAUGAUGAUUUCGAUGAUGAUAAUGAUGAUUUGGAUCAUGCUGAUGAUGAUGAUGAUGUCGUAGAUGAUCAUGAUGAUUUGAAUGAUUAUGAUGAUUUGGAUGAUUAUGAUGAUUUUUAUGAUUAUGAUUUGGAUGAUGAUGAUGACGAUGAUUAUGAUGAUGUGGAUGAUGAUUUGGAUGAUUAUGAUUAUUUGGAUGAUGAUGAUGAUGAUGAUUCGGAUAAUGAUGAUGAUGAUUUGGAUCAUGCUGAUGAUGAUGAUGAUGAUGAUGUCGUAGAUGAUCAUGAUGAUUUGAAUGAUUAUGAUGAUUUGGAUGAUUAUGAUGAUUUUUAUGAUUAUGAUUUGUAUGAUGAUGAUGUUGAUGAUAAUUUGUAUGUUGUUGAUGUCAUUUUGGAUGAUGAUGAUGAUGAUGAUGAUGAUGAUGAUGAUGAUGAUGAUGAUUUGGAUGAUGAUGAUGAUGACGAUGAUGAUAAUUUGGAUGAUGAUGAUGAUUUGGAUGAUGAUAAUGAUGAUUUGAAUGAUGAUUUUGAUUUGUAUGAUGAUGAUGAUGAUUUGGAUGAUUAUCAUGAUAAUGAUGAUUUGUAUGAUGAUGAUGAUGAUUUGGAUAAUUAA
Messenger RNA from Schistosoma rodhaini, 2175 nucleotides. The record is from the annotation of a GenBank genome assembly. NCBI's taxonomy places the organism in Eukaryota, Metazoa, Platyhelminthes, Trematoda, Strigeidida, Schistosomatidae.